AUGGCAUGCCCAUUCGUGCGAGAUGUGGUGGAUGAAGAAGCACUUGUGCUGAGGAGAGCCUUCAGGCGAGAAAGGGUCUUCAGGGACCGGUUGGACCCACUGGCCUUCCCUGAUGACCAUCUAUAUGAAAGAUACAGGUUUUCUGCAGAUGGCAUCAGGUAUCUAUGCAGACUACUGGGUCCCAGGAUUAAGCACCGCACUGCACGGAGCCAUGCACUGAGUGUGGAGCAAAUGGUUUGUGUGGCCUUGCUUUUUGCUAGUGGAGCCUUCCUGUACUCAGUGGGGGAUGCAGAACAGCUGAACAAGGCCACAAUUUGCCGCACAAUAAGGAGUGUGUGUCUGGCUAUCAAAGCAUUAGCAGAUGUCUUCAUCUCCUUCCCUGGCCACAGAAGACUCUGUGACAUCAAAGAGGAGUUCUAUAGGAUUGCAGGUAUUCCCAAUGUCAUUGGUGCAGUGGACUGCACACACAUAAGGAUAAAAGCCCCCUCAGGUGCCCAUGAGGCCGAUUUUGUGAAUAGGAAAUCCUUUCACAGCAUUAAUGUUCAGAUGGUCUGCAAUGCUGACUGUGUGAUCAGCAAUGUUGUGGCAAAAUGGCCUGGCUCAGUCCAUGACUCCAGAAUCUUUCAGGCCUCUGAAAUCUAUCAGUGCCUAUCACAAGGUGAAUUCUCUGGUGUGUUGCUGGGAAACAGGGGGUAUGGCUGCCAGCCUUUUCUCCUGACACCUUUCACAGACCCCCAGGAAGCACAGCAGGCCUACAACCAUGCCCAUGCCAGGACCAGGGCCAGAGUUGAAAUGACCUUUGGCCUCCUGAAGGCACGCUUUCACUGCCUUCACAAAUUAAGGGUCAGCCCUGUUAGGGCAUGUGAUAUUACUGUGGCUUGUGCUGUCCUCCACAAUGUGGCCUGCCUGAGGAAGGAGAGGGCCCCCAGAGUGCCACCAGCCAUGGACUGGGACAAUCCGGCAAUCUUCCCUGAUGACGACAGUGGUCGGCUGCUGAGGACCAAUAUGUGUUGAAUUAUUUUAGUUAGUAUGUGUGCUUUCAAUUUUGGUUAAAUAUGUCCUGCGGUGGCAGAGGAAUUUGGGUUUUUUUGGGUUCGUUUUUGACGAAUUUGGCCUCUUAUGAUGUUUGUGCGGUAUACUGUGUGUAAUACAAGGCUGCAGGGAGGCUACU
Oncorhynchus nerka (sockeye salmon) is the source of this 1171-nucleotide messenger RNA. RefSeq names its product putative nuclease HARBI1. The record is from RefSeq and is a predicted model, not a curated record. NCBI's taxonomy places the organism in Eukaryota, Metazoa, Chordata, Actinopteri, Salmoniformes, Salmonidae.